AUGGAGAUGCAGCAAUACACUUACUUAGGGUGCUUUGAGUGUUGCAUUAAAUGCCUGGGAGGUAUUCCCUAUGCAUCUUUGAUUGCUACCAUCCUGCUGUAUGCUGGUGUUGCACUGUUCUGUGGUUGUGGACAUGAAGCACUUUCAGGAACUGUCAACAUUCUGCAAACCUACUUCGAGAUGACAAGAGCUGCAGGAGAUGUUAUUGAUGUCUUUACUAUGAUUGACAUCUUCAAGUAUGUGAUAUAUGGUGUAGCAGCUGCAUUCUUUGUAUAUGGCAUUUUGCUGAUGGUGGAGGGAUUCUUUACAACUGGUGCCAUCAAAGAUCUCUAUGGAGAUUUCAAAAUCACCACUUGUGGCAGAUGUGUCAGUGCCUGGUUUAUUAUGCUGACAUACAUCUUUAUGUUGGCUUGGCUUGGAGUUACAGCCUUCACUUCUCUGCCUGUUUACAUGUACUUCAAUCUGUGGACCAUUUGCCGAAAUGCCACCUUAGUGGAUGGAACUAAUCUCUGCUUGGAUCUUCGUCAGUAUGGUAUUGUAACAAUUGGAGAGGAAAAGAAGGUUUGUACCACAUCAGAAAGUUUCAUCAAGAUGUGCGACUCGAAUGAGCUAAACAUGACAUUCCACUUGUUCAUUGUGGCACUCGCUGGAGCAGGAGCAGCAGUCAUUGCUAUGGUCCAUUAUCUCAUGGUCUUGUCUGCCAACUGGGCCUAUGUGAAAGAUGCCUGCAGAAUGCAAAAAUAUGAGGAUAUUAAGUCAAAGGAGGAGCAAGAGCUUCAUGACAUUCAUUCCACUCGCUCUAAAGAGCGGCUCAACGCUUACACAUAAAAGAAACCUUGUUUUACUUUCUAACACGUGAAUGCUUUGUCAUUUAACUCAAGGCCAUCCAACCAUUUCAAAAACAAUUGAAAGUGCUUCUCACAAAAGAUAGUUUGGGUGACUUACAUAUCACCCAUGUGCAAUUCUUGGUUGUCUAGCACUUGGUUUCUAAAUUAGUUUUUACUUUUUGUGAUCGUUCUCCACCACAGAGCUCCUAUAUAGCCUCUCCUGAAUCCUAUUCAGCUAAUUAGUUCCGCUAGAUGAAAGAUACUAAACUAUUGUCAAAUACAAAUGUGUUUGCUUUUUUUAAUCACUUUGUAUGUGUUAUGCAUAACACCUUUUGCAUUGUUUCUUAUAUGUUUUUGAAAAAAAGGUAGCUUUUUAUACUUUUUAGUUUUGAGUUCAAUAACUACUUUAACUACAGGUAUACUUCAAAGGGACCAUUGUACAUGAUGUACAAUAUAUAAAGAAAACACUGAUGACUUUCCUUUAUAUUUGGAAAUCUUGCCAGACGGACUCUCGUCAACUUGAACGAAGGUCCUGAGAACAUUUUAAACGAUCAAAGGUGCAAUUUCUAAAUUUGUAAUAGUGGGUAAAAAAAAAAAAAAGUGGGAAAAAAAAAAAAGAAAAAAGAAAAAAGAAAAAAAAAAGAAAAAAGUGCUUCUUAUCUUUGUUAACAUUGUAUUAUUAUUGAUGUUUUUAAAGAAUAUUCUCUUGUUCCAAGUUCCAUGGGUGAUAAUUCCUGUUUGUAUUGUGAGCAUGCCGACCGUGGUGCUAACAAUGCAUGGACACUUGCCUUUUGAAGGAGUUCAAUACCACGGUUACCUGUUAAAGAGUUAUGGUAUAUAGACAAUUGUUACUUAAGUGAUAUAGUUAUCCAUAGUUUUUUACAGAAUGAUCUCUCUUUAAUUCAAUGAUGGUUAUGCUAAAUUGGAGUUGUUCAUGUGAUGAUGUGAGAAAUUACUGCUUAGCUACAUUUAUGAAAGUAAUAUAUCAAAAAUACAGUGAUCGUAGGAAUCAGAAGUCUUUUUACCUGCUUUAAAAAUUUAAAUGGAUUGCACCUGUCUGAACUGUACAAGAUAUAUUAAAGGAGACUUCCAUAAAUGUUGUAGCUUGGCUUCUAGCUUUCCUACUCAUAUUGGUUUACCUGUAUUACGUUAAAGUUGGGUGAAAGACCACUACAGAGCUUAUUAUUUUAAAGUGUAGUAAUAUAUUUGAACAUUUAUUUUGAUAGGAAAAUUUUAUCAGAAAGAUAAGUCAUCUUAAUUUGAAAGAAUUUCCUGUAUCAAAAACAAAAGCAAGCAAGCAACCAACCAAACAAAAAGCCCUACUUAAACUAAGUCAGUUUUAUCAGACCAAAUUUGAUGGAUUUUUUUUAAUUAAUUAAUUUUUUUUUUGCCUAUUUCUAAUGCUACAAGAAUGCUGUAAAGUGUCUUUUAAAGUGAUGUAGCCUGACAAGACAUUUUUGUCAGUGUUAAAAACUUAGGUAGUUUGUGCACUUAUUGGACCAUUGUGAAUUCUCUCUCAGUGUAAGUGCAUUUCUAAUAAAACUUCUUGAGUAAAACUCUUCUUUGUACUAUUACUAGUCAUGCAUCAUCAGUAAUUUUUAACAAUUCUUGUAGUAAGUAGAGGGUAUUACUAUAGUUAUUUGUGUGGCAUGAUAAUGCAUUAGGUAGUAUUAGUUGAUUGAUUAUUUUUCUUUUGCUUGUUUUGGGGAUUUUUGGUUGUGGU
Molecule: messenger RNA, 2550 nt
Organism: Lagopus leucura (white-tailed ptarmigan)
Lineage: Eukaryota; Metazoa; Chordata; Aves; Galliformes; Phasianidae
Gene: GPM6A
Product: glycoprotein M6A
Exons: 7
Coding region: 1-828 (275 amino acids)
Biological process (GO): neuron projection development
Cellular component (GO): plasma membrane; neuronal cell body; axonal growth cone
Source: RefSeq, a predicted model, not a curated record